UAAAGAUGUCAUUUCCGUUCCAGUUUUUCCCACGUGUGUAAACACCAAAAGUUGUGAAAUGUAUAAAAAUUGAAUGUGUUACUUGUAUCGCCCUACUUGUAUGCAAAGUCAUUAUCAUUGUUAAGUAUGUUUUAUUUAGUUGGUUUAGGACUUGGGGACGCGAAGGACAUAACUGUCAAAGGACUAGAAAUAGUUAAAAAUGCAAAAAGGGUUUAUUUAGAGGCGUACACAUCAAUUUUGACAGUUGGAAAGGAUGCAUUGGAGACAUUUUAUGGACGUCCUGUGAUAUUGGCUGACAGACACCUGGUGGAAUCAGAGUCUGACACACUGCUUGAUGAUUCAGCCACGGAAGACAUUGCGUUCUUGGUUGUUGGAGAUCCAUUUGGUGCCACUACUCACACAGAUCUUGUAUUGCGGGCCCGACAGAAGGGAGUUCCAUACCAGGUGGUGCACAACGCGUCCAUCUUGAACGCCAUCGGCUGCUGUGGACUACAGCUGUACAACUUUGGUGAGACUGUUUCCAUUGUGUUUUGGGACGAGAGCUGGCGGCCUGAGAGUUUCUAUGACAAGAUCGGUGCCAACCUGAACCGCAGAAUGCACUCACUGUGUCUGCUAGACAUCAAAGUUAAGGAGCAAAGCAUUGAGAAUCUUAUGAAAGGUCGUAAGAUAUUUGAGCCUCCUCGCUACAUGUCUGUGAAACAAGCAGCUGAGCAACUACUGGAAAUCGUAGACAACAGACGAUCACAGAAUGUGCCAGAGGCAGAUAUACGUCUAAAUGAGGACAGCAUCUGUGUAGGCGUAGCGAGAGUUGGAGCAGAGAGGCAGACCAUCUGUACCUCCACCUUGAAGAGCAUCGUUUCAUGUGACCUCGGGGGUCCACUUCACUCACUUGUCAUCCCUGGUCAAAUGCACCCCCUCGAACUGGACAUGCUCAAACUGUUCACGACUGACCAGUGUGUUAUAGAUAUAUUGAAUAAACUGUAUACUUAAAAA
This is a messenger RNA of Dreissena polymorpha, 993 nucleotides long. Its product is annotated as diphthine methyl ester synthase-like. Bases 127 to 990 code for a protein of 287 amino acids. The record is from RefSeq and is a predicted model, not a curated record. Lineage: Eukaryota; Metazoa; Mollusca; Bivalvia; Myida; Dreissenidae. Gene Ontology annotation, biological process: protein histidyl modification to diphthamide. Gene Ontology annotation, molecular function: diphthine synthase activity. The transcript is spliced from 8 exons.